AUGGGCUUCGAAUGGGAUGCCGACUACGUGCCCGGCGCCAAGCUGGGCCUGCACUGCAUGCAGGUCGCCUUCGGUUUCGUCAUAUUUGUCCUCGAGAUCAUCCUCUUCCGAUCAAAUAACGCUGUGAUCAACGGCAACAAUGCCUGGCCGUUCGGCCUGUGUUUCCUCUCGAUUCCCGCCAUCGUCUACCUCGUCAUGGCUCCGAGGUGGCAGCGGACACAGAAGCUGGCUCAACCUCACGCAAUGGCCGUCAUUGACUGCGUCUUUGCCAUCUUUUGGCUCUCGGCUUUUGCCAGCCAAGCCGCAUACAACACGGCCAAUUCUUGCGGCGACGGCUGCAGGUUCAGCAAGGCCGUUGUGGGCAUGGCCUUCUUCGAGAUUCUUUUCUGGGCUGGCACAACCUUUCUGAGCGCCUAUACCCUCAAAUACUACCAAUUUAACGGCACACUUCCCGGAUACGACAAGAUCGCAUCCAGAAACAACCACCAGAACAUUGACCCGGACAAGGCUGCCUUCUCGAUGGCUCCCCACGACGAGGAGGCCUAUGCCCCGAUCCAUGCCGACGACCACGAUGAUCACCACAGCAACGUGCCCUACAAUGCAGACUCGUACAGCUCCCGCCCCAUGUUUGACAGCGAGACCGAGUACCGACCUCACAGUACGGCGCCGGCUGGCCACGACAACCCCUUCGACAGUGACUACCGCGCGCACAGCACAUCGCCCCACAACGACCCUUACAGCUCGGGAUAUGGUUCUCAGCCUGACGCCGGCGGCCCGCGAAUCUAUGCGCCGCCCUCUGCUGAGGACUACGACGAUAACAGACCAGCGCAGUUCCCUUCGGCAAACUACGACAGGACGCUGCACUAA
Molecule: messenger RNA, 867 nt
Organism: Neoarthrinium moseri
Lineage: Eukaryota; Fungi; Ascomycota; Sordariomycetes; Amphisphaeriales; Apiosporaceae
Exons: 2
Coding region: 1-867 (288 amino acids)
Source: RefSeq, a predicted model, not a curated record